CUCUUGCUCAUAGAACAGUACUUGCUCGUGGCUACUCCAAAGGGCGGCAGUAACGAGCUCCGCCCAGCUGAACGGGUUCGAGCCUCUGCGCCGGCUGUCUCUGCUGCUGGGCUGUGAACAAGUAGCUUUAGGAGCACGUUGUUGUUGGCUGUGUUGAUAAGACCAGUUACUGGCGUGCAAAGGGUUGAGCACUGACCUCCAGUGGAAAUCGGGAUGCAGAAGUCAACUCAGACUUUGCACUUAGGACGCAGUGCCAAGCUCCUGCAAGGCCAGGUUCUAGGCUGGACCCUAGCUUGGGGUAGGGGUUCAAUAAGCGGAAGACCGAUGUGGACUUCCUGGGCUGUGCUUCCUGUGGUACUGGACAGUGGACUAUGACCUAGGACUGUGCAGCCCUCCACCUCCUCUCCUGUCGCCUACUGUCCCUGACAAGCCUACAAUGUUGUCCCCUAGGGCUGUGUUGUUCUUCACCCUGCUCUUGACAACCAGUUCGCUGACCCAAAGGACCCGAAAGCCCUCUGGGUCUACAUCCCCCAUCAGCACCAUCCAGGCCCAGGCCAAUUUCAAUGCUCAGCAGUUUGCAGGGACGUGGCGCCUUGUGGCUGUGGGCUCUCCAUGCCGCUUUCUUCAGGAGCAGGGCCACCGGGCUGAGGCCACCACGUUGCACGCAGCUCCUCAGGGUGCAGCGAUGGCUGUCAGCACCUUCCGAAAGCUAGAUGGGAUCUGUUGGCAGGUGCGCCAUCUCUUUGGAGAUACAGGGGUCCCUGGUCGCUUCUUGCUCCAAGGGGCCCGUGUGCCAGUGCGUGUGGUUGUUGCUGAGACUGACUACCAGAACUUUGCCAUCCUGUAUCUGGAGAAGGCAAGGAAGCUGUCUGUGAAACUAUAUGUCCGUUCAUUGCCCGUGAGUGAUUCUGCCCUGGAUGUGUUUGAGCAGCGAGUCAGGGAAGCCAACCUGACAGAACACCAGAUCUUUUUCUUUCCCAAAUAUGGUGAGUUUUCCCCACCCAGUCACCUCCUGCCUGACACCUGCGCCCCCUUACUACUGCCUGGGCCCCUAGGUUUCUGCGAGACUGCGGACCAGUUCCACAUCCUGAAUGAGGUCCCAAGAUGAGGCCAUCUGGAGGAGAAGCAGUGGACAGUGGACUGGCCUCCGAGAGUUCUGAGCACCCUGAACCUUGGAGUCUCUUCUGUCUGUCCCCAGAAGCAACCCCUUCAUACAUUUCUGUAUGAUAUAUGAACCUGGGGCUUUUCAGUAAACAUCAAACUUGGCCAUGGA
Messenger RNA from Cricetulus griseus (Chinese hamster), 1273 nucleotides. NCBI's taxonomy places the organism in Eukaryota, Metazoa, Chordata, Mammalia, Rodentia, Cricetidae. The record is from RefSeq and is a predicted model, not a curated record.